This is a messenger RNA of Zootermopsis nevadensis, 3379 nucleotides long. It is a transcript of the gene smid, whose product is annotated as nuclear valosin-containing protein-like smid. The record is from RefSeq and is a predicted model, not a curated record. Gene Ontology annotation, molecular function: preribosome binding; ATP hydrolysis activity; RNA binding. Lineage: Eukaryota; Metazoa; Arthropoda; Insecta; Blattodea; Termopsidae. Gene Ontology annotation, cellular component: nucleus. Gene Ontology annotation, biological process: ribosome biogenesis.
AUUGAAAGAUGACAGCACAAUCAACGUCACGGAUACGUUUCCAUGUUAUGUUCGUAGUCCGUGAUAAGUGAAUGUGUUUGCACUUUCAGUCGAAGGGCGUUGUUUUGUGUUAGUGUUUUAUUUUCGUAAUAUUUAUAAUAAUUCACACAUUAGUAGAUACAAAAUAGUUUAAAUACACCAAGGUUUUAGUUGUGAAUCGGUAAAGAGUACGACGGUGACAAGUUUCUCUUCCACGUCCGAUAGCACGAUGGAAAGCAUUAAACCGAAUAGAUCUCAAACCUCAAACAGACCAGGAUCAUCAAAAGAAAAAUUUAAAAAACAUUUUCAACCGAGAAGAGUGCCGUAUGUGACAGACCCGUUGAUAAUACCACGCAUAAAAAAGUAUAUGGAGGAACAUAAUUACUCGGGCACUGAUGUUAAUGUUGAUGAGAUGGUUGAUGAACUUCGAGAAUUAUACGCUGAGUAUGCCAGAAGAAAACGAGGUCCUUUUAAACAAGGUGUACGUAAUGCUUUUAAUCUAGUUUAUCAAACCUGGGGAAUGACAUCGGAUGUUAGCGACUGGGGAGUGACAUCUGAUAUGAGCGAUAUUUCGUCAGCAUCAGAUAGAGAUGGAGACCUGGAUGAGAUGGAAUAUAACAGACCAAAUGAUCAGAUGAUUGCUGUAUAUAUGCGACAAUCAGGACAUCAAAACAAGAGAAAGCGGUCUGGAAGUGAUGAAGGCGAGAAAGAAUUGAUAAACAUUAGCAGUGAUGAUGACAUGUCCAAGAAUGAAUAUGGUGAUUCAUCUGUACAAAAAUCACAGAAUGGCGCUGUAACCGCUGAUAAGGCAAAUAUUCCAGGUCUAGUCCCUCCCAAAAAUAAUGUGCAACCCAAGACUGUACCUAUGCACCCAUGUGUACCAACAUCAAGCGCAGUUGCAGCUCCGAAGAAGAAGAAGAAGUGGAAAGAUGUCGAGGCAAGAAAGCCAUCUGUGACCUUCAGAGAUUUUGGAGGCAGCUCCAAAGUUAUACAGGAAGUAUGUAAAUUGCUGAUACAUGUCCGUCACCCUGAAGUGUACAAACAGAUUGGGGUUACACCACCUCGAGGAUUUCUGCUCCAUGGACCACCAGGCUGUGGGAAGACUUUGCUAGCUCAUGCCAUUUCAGGGGAGCUAGGUGUACCAUUGAUGAAUGUGGCUGGGCCGGAAUUGGUUGCUGGUGUAUCGGGUGAAUCGGAAGAAAGAAUUCGUGAUUUAUUUGAUCAAGCCGCAGAAAAUGCGCCUUGCAUCUUGUUCUUGGACGAAGUUGAUGCCCUUGCACCAAAUCGACAUACAGCACAGAGAGAAAUGGAAAGAAGAAUUGUUGCACAGCUUUUGUCUUGUCUUGAUGAUUUGGGUCGAAAAGAGGGUGGUGAUCAUGUUGUUGUAAUUGGUGCCACAAAUCGGCCAGACUCAUUAGAUCCUGCAUUACGUCGAGCGGGCCGAUUUGACCGCGAAGUGUGUCUAGGAAUACCAGAUAAGGAUGCACGAGUUCAUAUUCUUCAGAUUCUUUGCAACAAGUUGAAACUUGCUCCAGAUUUCAACUAUGAGUACGUAGCAGUGAAUACACCAGGGUUUGUCGGAGCAGACUUAAUGGCAUUGACUCGGGAAGCAUCUAUGGUUGCAGUAAACAGGGUAUUUGCCAAUUUGAAGAAAGGCACCAGUAGAAGUGCAGAUAAAGUACAAAAUGUAAAGGAUGUAGUUGAAAUUGUAGGAGAAGACCCACUUCAGAAUGUUGAAAACAAUGCAAAUGAGGAAUCUUCAAGCAAGGAGUCUUCAAAUGAAGUGUCAUCAGACAUGGAACCUUCAAAUAAUGGAUCUUCAAACAAGGAACCUUCAAAUGAGGUGUCUUCAAACAAGAAAACUUCAAAGAAUGAGCCAGAAUUAUCAGCAGAAAGUGUUGUAAAUAAUGAAUCUUUCAGUAAUGAGAUACUAGACUUAACAGCGUGGUUGCAUGGUGAACAGUGUCCAUUAUCGGAUGAACAAUUAAAUGAACUUCAUGUUGACUUAGAAGAUUUUAAACAGGCUCUUAAGUGUGUCCAGCCUUCAGCUAAAAGAGAAGGUUUUGCUACAGUACCUGAUGUUACUUGGGAUGACGUUGGUUCCUUGAGGGAUAUCCGUGAAGAAUUGCAAAUGACAAUAUUGGCUCCUGUAAGACAUCCUGAACAGUUUGCUGAGUUGGGAAUUUCUGCUGCUUCAGGUGUAUUACUGUGUGGUCCACCAGGCUGUGGGAAGACACUUCUAGCUAAAGCUGUGGCUAACGAGGCGGGAAUCAACUUCAUUUCAGUCAAAGGUCCAGAACUCCUUAAUAUGUAUGUUGGUGAGAGUGAAAAAGCAGUGAGGCAGUGCUUUCAAAGAGCAAGGAACUCGGCACCGUGUGUAAUAUUUUUUGAUGAGUUGGAUGCCCUUUGUCCAAAGAGAUCAGAAUCUGGAGAGGGUGGAGCAAGCAUGCGUGUAGUGAACCAGAUGUUGACAGAGAUGGAUGGGAUUGAAAGUCGAAAAGGGGUGUUUCUGAUGGCUGCAAGUAAUCGGCCAGAGAUUGUUGAUCCGGCAGUACUGAGGCCAGGAAGACUGGACAAGAUCCUGUAUGUUGGCCUGCCGUCUGCACCUGACAGAGUGGAUAUUCUCAACGCACUAACAAAGAAUGGUACAAAACCUGUCCUAGACACAGAUGUCGACUUGAAAGCCCUUGGGGAAAGUCCAUAUUGCUCUGGUUACACUGGGGCAGAUUUAGCUGCUCUGGUUCGAGAAGCAGAAGCCCUUAAAGAAGUCAUUACUGCUUCAAAUACAACCACAAAGUUAGUUGUAUCUAAUAAGCACUUCUCAAAGGCACUAGAAAAGAUACGCCCAUCAGUUUCUGACAAGGAUCAGAAGCAUUACGAAAAGUUGCAAAAGUUAUACUCAUCUUUAUAAUCUUCAGCAUAAAGAAUAUUUUAACUCAUCUUUAUAAUCUUCAGCAUAAAGAAUAUUUUAACAUGCAGAAAGGGAAAGACUUGCUUUUUCCAGUUUACAUCAUUUUGGAUUGCUGUGUGUGAUGGCAUCAAAGAAUACAUUAUCAUCCUGAUACCUGAAUGGACGUGGUGAGAAUGGGUUCAAUUCCAGUAGUGGAAUGACUGGAUGAUUUUAAAUACACCAGAAAGAAGCCGGAUGUUGUGUUGUUGAAACGCAUGUUUCGGUAUAAUCUGUUGCAUCAUUAGUUUUAGAUACAGUGUUUUAUGCCAAUUGAAGUGAAUUUGAUUGAUAAUAUUUUUAUUGCUUCAUGGCAUUAGUAUUCAUAUGACAACACUAGUGUAAGAAAAUGUUUGCUGCAUCAGUGCUCAUUGUGUUGUAAGUUAUGUUGAUUAAAAUAUUUUUAACUCUGCA